Drosophila rhopaloa is the source of this 2220-nucleotide messenger RNA. RefSeq names its product annulin-like. The transcript is spliced from 3 exons. Gene Ontology annotation, molecular function: protein-glutamine gamma-glutamyltransferase activity. The coding region runs from base 1 to 2220 and encodes 739 amino acids. The record is from RefSeq and is a predicted model, not a curated record. Lineage: Eukaryota; Metazoa; Arthropoda; Insecta; Diptera; Drosophilidae. Gene Ontology annotation, biological process: peptide cross-linking.
AUGAGUCAUAACUUUAAUAUGCUCAGUUGGCUCAACCGAUUGUUGCCACAUAAUGAGCCCCGAAAUCUAAAUCCUUUCCUCAGCAGGCGACCUUCAUCGGAACAUGAAGAUGCGACUGGUACAACGGUGCUGGGUGUUUUGAAAGUAGAUCCCUGCAUGGAGGAGAACCACAAGAAGCACCACACGAGAUACUUCAACGCGGCUGCCAAGGAUGCCCUGAUCGUGAGGAGAGGAGAGCCCUUCAGGCUGAGGAUCCAUUUUGACCGAGACUACAGCCCCAGCAACGAUUCGAUCAGCUUCAUCUUCAGCGUGGCGGAUGACACCGAAGCGCAGCCCGGAAUGGGGACCUUUAGUGCCCUAGUUCCCCACGAUGCCAUCGACUACCUGGGGGACCCUCUGGAGUGGGGGGCCGGCAUCGAAUCCAUUGAUGGUGGAACACUCACAGUAUUGAUCAAGCCGCCAGCCAACUGCCCGGUGACACAGUGGCAAAUGGAAAUCGACACGAAACUGUACGGAAGGGGAUCGAGCUACUCCAUGGCCUUGCCCAUCUAUGUUCUGUUCAAUCCCUGGUGUCCGGACGAUCAGGUCUAUCUGGAGGAUAGUGCCCAACGCAAGGAGUACGUAUUGAACGAUACCACUAUCAUUUGGGUUGGCUUCUCCAACAGUAUGCAUCAAGUGCCCUGGAAAGUCGGUCAAUUCGAGCAUGACAUACUGGAGUGCAGCUUGCAUGUCCUGGGCGCUGUGGGUAAAAUUCCGCCAGCCCUGAGAGGUGAUCCCGUGAGGGUGGCCCGAUCUUUGUCCGCACUGGUAAACGUAUUUGAUGAUAACGGCAUACUGUGGGGCAAGUGGUCAGAAACGAACGAUUACUCGGGUGGUGUGGCACCCUUCGAUUGGACUGGCUCAAUGGAGAUCCUUCAGAAAUAUUACAAAAACAAAAAGCCGGUUAAGUAUGCCCAGUGUUGGGUUUUCGGUGGUGUUCUGGCCACAAUUGCCAGAAGUCUGGGAAUACCUACUAGGAUUAUAUCCUGCUUUAACUCAGCUCACGAUAUCAAAGGCUCCUUGACCCUGGAUAUUAUUUAUGACUCAAAUAACAACAAUUUGUCUCCUGAGUCUUCAUGGAACUUUCACGUGUGGAAUGAACUUUGGAUGAAGCGACCAGAUUUGGGAGUUGGUCAGCAUGGACCAUUCGAUGGAUGGCAGGUGGUGGAUAGCACCCCUCAGGAAAGAUCCAUGGGUUUGUAUCAACUAGGACCCGCCCCCGUUUCGGCUGUGAAAAACGGUGAGGUCCAAAUAUCCUACGAGUGUAAUUUUGUCUUCGCUGAGGUGAAUGCGGAUAUGGUCAAAUGGCGCUAUACAGGACCCAAUGUACCGGUAAAGCUAUUAAGUACCGAUACCCAGUAUAUAGGUCAAAAUCUCAGCACCAAGGCUGUUUUGAAAUGGGAAAGAGAAGACGUAACCGCAAACUACAAAUUUGCAGAACGUUCGAAGGAAGAAAGGAGCACUAUGUUCAAGGCGCUCAAAAAAUCGAACAAUGCCUAUAGCAAAUUAUACCUGAAUGACACAUUCAAAGAUAUAGAGUUCGAUAUGGAAGUGAAUCACGAUAUCAAGAUCGGAGAAGACUUUAGUGUGGUGCUGAAGAUGACCAAUAAAAGCGAAAGUACCGCACACGUGGCUGCGGGAGAAAUUAGUUGCGACACCAUUCUCUACAACGGAAAGGGUGCGCUGGAGGUCAAGGCCCAGGACUUCGAACUGGAACUGCAACCCCAGAGCACUGGAUAUGUACACUUGAAUGUCGUUUUCAAGGACUACUUCGAGAAGCUGCGCCCGCACGCCGCCUUCCAGAUAACCGCAACAGCCAAGAUUAAGGACACCAAAUACGAGCACUAUGCCAACGAAAAUUUCAUGCUGCGCAAGCCGGAUAUUAAGUUCAAGUUCGGCGACUCUGAAAUCGUGGUGGACAAGGAGAUAGACGUGAUUGUGCGCCUGGAGAAUCCUCUGCCAAUUCCCCUGCAAAAGGGUAUAUUCACAGUGGAGGGACCAGGCAUCAAGAAGCCUCUAAAACUUAAGGUUAUUGAGGUUCCAGUGGGAGGAACUGCGGCUGGCACCUUUAAAUACACUCCGCCCUAUGCGGGGCGUGGCACACUGCUGGCCAAGUUCACCUCCAAGGAACUGGAUGAUGUAAGUGGCUAUAAGCAUUAUGAAGUUGAGCCCCAAUCGUAG